CUUGCAUUUCUGUUAAUCUUUGUUUUAGAAGGUGUUUGCUUCAGCACAGCACAGCAGCAGGCUUUAGAGAUGCUUUUGUUGGUUCCAGGACCCUCCCUGCCAGGGAAGUCACCAAUGGACUGUAGACACUUAGCUGAGAGCAGCGAGGAAAUCUCCUGCCUGGGCGCAGAGCCCGAUUCCCUGCUGCCUUCUGCUGCCGGCAGCAAUCCCUGUCCACCCCUGGUGGCUGGGCAGCGGGCUGGGGCACCUCCUGGCAGACCCGCUGCUGCGAAUGCUGCUCGAGAGCGCAGUCGGGUUCAAACCCUACGCCAUGCCUUCCUCGAGCUGCAGAAGACUCUCCCCUCCGUGCCGCCUGACACCAAACUCUCCAAGCUGGAUGUACUGCUCCUGGCCACCACCUAUAUCGCACACCUCACCCGCAGCCUUCAGGAUGAGGAAGAGUCACCAGGAGAGGGCUUAGGUACCCUCCGAGGGGAUGGAUACCUCCACCCUGUCAAGAAGUGGCCAAUGAGAUCCAGGUUAUACAUUGGAGCUACAGGACAGUUUCUGACUCACUCGGCACAAGGAGACGGUGCAAACCAAGGGGAAACAUCAACAACUUCACAAAUCUAAUCUCCCUUCUUGCUUUAAAAAAAAGGUUAUUUAUUACACCUUAUAUAUAUUUAAGUUAAAAUUACUACCUACAGACAAACUAUAAUUCCUUAAUACUGUUAGUAGGAAAAAAGGAAUUGACUCUUAAAUGUAAUUAAUACCUCAUUAACUUAAUGUGACACAUGAUUGGUUUCUAUCACAGAGGACAUUACUGGGAUCUGAAAUAGAGGAUUAGGAGAAGACAAUUGCAGGCAGCACCAAUGCAAGGGGCAGGCACAGAGGCAGAGCUGCUAGCGGGAGAGGAAACCUCGUCUCCUAUGGACAAGCGGUGAAUAGGUACGCUGUGGGAAAGUGAGGAGAAGGAGUGAUGAGUGAAAAGCAAAGGACAAGUCUAAAAAUAACAAUCAAAAUACCGCCUCCAUCUUCUUCACCGCAUAAGGCCGGUGGCAGAAAUCCUAGUGACUGCAGUCACCAGGUCAGGGCUUCAUCCUUCGGAUUAUCAUAAAUGUAUGUAGUUAUCCUUGAAAAAGUGGAUGCAUGUUGACCUCAAGUCACAAUGUGGUGAAAUCUGUCCUACAUACACACAGCUCUAUGUACAACACGCAGGAGCUGCUCUGUACGUCACGUAUUGCUUGUAUUGACUUAUACGGUUGUGUUGCAUGUUAUGGGGUUUCAAAUGUGUUCAAUUGUUACCCCAGUACCACUAUUUGUCUGCUUAAGGUAUCAAGGUUCAUUUCCUUGUCUUUUUGUGGAUUCAUGCAUUCAAGCAAAUGAGCCUUAAGAGUUGGCUUGUUCACAGCACAUUUUUUCACUUAAAUAUCUUCUAUAUUUAGGCAAGAAAAGCUGAAACCGAAUGCACAAAUGCCAUCUAAUGUAUCUGUUGUGUAGAGCACUGUACUUCUCAUAGUGUUAUUGCCAAGGUAAACAUUUUAUUAAAUAUU
Messenger RNA from Cuculus canorus (common cuckoo), 1532 nucleotides. RefSeq names its product transcription factor 24 (gene TCF24). The transcript has 2 exons. NCBI's taxonomy places the organism in Eukaryota, Metazoa, Chordata, Aves, Cuculiformes, Cuculidae. Gene Ontology annotation, molecular function: RNA polymerase II transcription regulatory region sequence-specific DNA binding; protein dimerization activity; DNA-binding transcription factor activity, RNA polymerase II-specific. Bases 70 to 612 code for a protein of 180 amino acids. Gene Ontology annotation, biological process: regulation of transcription by RNA polymerase II; developmental process. The record is from RefSeq and is a predicted model, not a curated record.